Messenger RNA from Vigna radiata var. radiata (mung bean), 2755 nucleotides. RefSeq names its product frataxin, mitochondrial. The coding region runs from base 302 to 847 and encodes 181 amino acids. Gene Ontology annotation, cellular component: mitochondrion. Gene Ontology annotation, biological process: intracellular iron ion homeostasis; iron incorporation into metallo-sulfur cluster. NCBI's taxonomy places the organism in Eukaryota, Viridiplantae, Streptophyta, Magnoliopsida, Fabales, Fabaceae. The record is from RefSeq and is a predicted model, not a curated record. The transcript is spliced from 8 exons. Gene Ontology annotation, molecular function: ferrous iron binding; ferroxidase activity; ferric iron binding.
AUGCGACACUUUCCCUCCUCUCUGCAGCACAAUAAAGGAGACGCGAUCCAGCGGAGAGAAGCGGCAAGCGAACGGCGGCACGACGAGCGGCGACCGAACGGCAGAAUGAGGAGUGGCGAUUGAACAGGAGCAUAGCAAGGAGACGCGAUGUCACGGUGACAAAAACGGAUGUAGAAGUGAAACCCUACAUUUGGUCAUAAAUAGUAGUCUACAGGUGUACCAUUUUAUUUAGUCUUCACCCUUUGCAAAUCCCUAAAGCUAAACAUACCUAUACACACCCAUAGCUGAGGUGAAAAAAGUUAUGGCCUCAAAGUUGGUUUUGCAGAGAAGGCUCCUCAGGUUUUUGCAACUGUUAGCGCCUUCUUCAUCUUCUUCCACUCAUGUGGUCCCAUUCCUUUCUGUAAAAGCUUCAGAAUGCACGUCCCUCUGCAGGAAAAAUAGCCUUCUUCCUUCUCGAUCAUAUUAUUCUAGAAAUUUGUCCUCUGGCAGUUUUAAUCUUGAUGAAUCUCAAGCCCCCCUGGCUGUUGAUUACCGUUCUCUGCUGGAUGAGAGUGAAUUCCAUAGACUGGCUGAUUCCACAAUACAUAGCGUACAAGAGAAAUUAGAGGACUAUGGAGACUUAGUUGAAGUUGAUGGAUUUGACAUAGACUAUGGGAAUGAUGUUUUGACUGUAAAGCUUGGCGAUCUUGGCACCUAUGUAUUGAACAAACAAACUCCAAAUCGACAACUUUGGCUGUCUUCUCCACUGAGUGGUCCGUCAAGGUUUGAUUGGGAUCGGGAUACCAAGGCUUGGAUUUAUAGACGGAACAAAGCAAACUUGUACAAAAUCUUGGAAGUCAACGCAUAAAGAUACUUGGAACAGUCAUUAUGGAAAAAGAGGUUUCAAUGCACAUGAUGAUGUAUUAUGUGUUUAAAAUUGAUUUCCUAAAGUGGUGUGUUUGACGUUGAAUUGUUUACUCUGAUACAUAGGUUUAUGAACGACAUUCAUGAAAAACAAAUUACUUGGCACUUGUGAACACAUUAUUAAUGAAUGUGCAAAAGUCAUGCAUAUAGAAAACUCUUUUUGCACGACUAUUGUCCAUUGUUGUGGAUGUAAAUAUGAGUAGGAUACUACUUUUAGAAUUGUGUACUAGAUGGUUAGAGAGGAAGGACAGAUUUGAAGUUAGGUCUAUGUUUAUUCCAUUUACAAAGUUAAAUGUUUGCUUAGGUUUAGGAAUUAAAGUUUACGAAGAGAUGUUUAAGUUGUUUAAAGAGGAAGUUGAUUGUCAUACUAGGAGAUUGUUUGAUACAAUUGAUGUAAGUGUAGACAAUGUUUAUAAAGAACUUCAAAAGUGUAUAAAAGGGGGCAAAGUGGUAGAUGUUUGUAGGUGGACAAGUUCAUGUUGGGUUAUUUGAAUUAUUAAAUGAUUUAUCAUAUAUUGGAAAGUAUAACCAGGGUGUUAUUUAUGAGUAUUUGGUUUCUAAUUUUUGUGAUGCUAAAUUGUGUGUAAGGAAGAAACAGAAAAGACAUUGUCAUGUUGUUGGUUGUGUAUUCACAUUACAAGUAUAUUUUGGUGUUAGUUACAAAAGUUAUUGUUUUAUAAUUUAUUAUUGUUAGUUAUUUGAAAUUGAAUUUUGUAUGUAACAUAUCUGAGUAAUGGAACAUGUCUUGUUUGGUCAAAAAAAGUUGGGUAAAAGAAAAAAAUUGUUUUCUUAGAAUUCUUCCUUGGAUACAUGUUAAAGUUGGUGAAACAGAAGUUCUGAGAUAUUUGUAUCAAAUGAAUAGAUGUCUACUGACAUUGUUAAAGAAUUAUGGUAGAGUGAAGGACAAGUUCCAGAUGCAAUCUUUGUACUUGUUGUAGAAAAUAAAGCUUUGGUUAGUAUCAUUGUUGACAAAGAAGAUUCCAUUGCCAAGCUUGAGAAAGUGAUAGAAAAGCUAUAAAUGUUUUUUGCACAAAAGAGACAACAUAAGGUUUAUAAUAUGUUUACUUUAUUGUAACAAUGUCAUCUUAUAUGUUCCUUUCAACAAAUCAAGGGUUGACAAAUGUUCAAUCUCAUGUUUGCCAAAUAAUCCUAGAAAUGAAACUAUUAUUUCCAUAAUGUUGGAACUGAGGAACAUUAUGGAAAUAAUACAUUUUGGAAAUAAUAGUUUCAUCUCCAGGAUUGUUGGUUAAACAUAAAAUUUAGCAUAUGUCAACCCUGUUGAAAGGAAUAUAUAAGGUGACAUUGUUAUGAUGGAGUAAACAUAUCAUAAACCUUCCAUUGCUUCUUUUGUACAAGAAAAAUUUGUAGCUUCUCUACCACAAGCUUGGCAAUGAAAUCCUCUUGGUUAAUAAUGAUACCAACUAAAACUUUAUUUUCUACAACAAUAUCAGUCAAAGAUUGCCUUUGGAAGUUGUCUUUCACUAUACCAUUAUGAUGACCAUCAAAGGCUUUUUUAACAAUGUCAAUAGACAUCUCUUCAUUUGAUAUAAAUACCUCAGGAAUGACCUAUACAAAACAAAAUAAGCAUACAGAUCAUAUUGAAAUCAAUACAUUAGCGACAAAGGCUUUUUGAACUUCUGCUUUACCAACUUUAAUAUGUACCCAAUGAAGAAUUCUAGGAAAACAACUUUUUCUUUUAUCAACUUCUUCUGAUCAAUUAAGAUAUGUUCCAUUCCCCAUAUCUUUACACAUAAUAAAUUCAAUAUCAAAUAACUAACAGUAAUAAAUUAUAACUUUUGUAACUAACAUCAAAAUAUACUUGUAAUGCGAAUACACAAUCAACAUGUGAUAU